UCUUAUUCUUAUAACAUUCAUUGCCUUUCUGCACCGAUAGCAUGAACGUUACUGCGAUCAGUGAUAUAAGGAUGUCUUCUGACGACAUACGCGUACUCUAUCCGGCAGCAAGGCCGCAGUUCGCGCUGCAUAUACCGACGCGUUCACCCGGAGCUCGCUUUUCUCUAUCCCAAGCAUGUGUCAUUCCAACCCGCCCACUCCAAUCCCACCACUUACACAUCGCCUAUCUGCCCCUAUACCAAACCUCUCCCGCUUAUCAACCUAUAUCGUCCUCCUUCUUUUCCAUUCCCUCAUCAAGGCUUCCCCUCCACGUCCCCAUCAUCGAUUCGCUCCAUCCUUCUUAUCCUUUUCCUGUCCGACCCCUCCCCACUCAUCCCCAACCUCAUCCUUAUCCUUCUCCCUUUCUACUACCAAGCCCACGCCAUGCCUCACCAAAGCAUUUGCGAACCCCCACGCAUCUCUGGACGACCCCGCCACAUGUCCCUCCCACACUACCCUGGGCAUAUUCUCCUCAAUCAAGGUUGCGUACUUCCUACCGUUCUCCACGAGUCCAGCGGUCGAAACUUCGGCGAAGUCGGUCCGGUGCUCGAGCUCAAUCAAAUAUGCCAAAUAUCCCUCGUGGUCGACUCCAUAAAGAAGACGUUCAAGGCUGUCGGAAAUGGCUUCCCGGAGUUUCGUCCAGAAGACGAUUUGCCCUUCCGCGUCCGCGACGAAGGAAGGAUAGCGGCUGCGGAACGAUGGUUCCUGUUUUGCCCGGUGGAGGAGGAAGUUUAGGGUCGAGAUGGUGGAGCGAUAGCCGUCGACUGUUCUUUGCAGAUUCUCCAGGCGCGUGCGCAGAGCGACGGAUCUGAGAUGGAUUUGGAUUCCGACUUGGGAGGGCCAUGGGAAGCGGAGAUCCAUGAACUGUUGGCGGGAUAGUAGACCGAAGGGUUAGGGCGAAGUUGGUCGCUGCAGAGCAAAAAGACCGAGUGCGGAUCGGCAGGCCGAAAGUUGUAAUGUGAGGCUAUUGCGGGAGUCCCCGUUGCUCCUGGUGCUUCUGCAGUUCUCUGGGUCCGAGGACGGACAAAGUUGUGCGAUACGCUGGGAAGGAAAUAGCGUUGAACCAAUCGGUGAGGUGAUUGCAGUAGACUCAAUAGAGAUUCGGGUUGGACUGGAGACUUGGGUCGGUCAGAGCUGCUGCGUGUCGUGUGAACGUCACCUGGAAUCUUCCCCUGGGGACGA
Westerdykella ornata is the source of this 1221-nucleotide messenger RNA. RefSeq lists its product as uncharacterized. The coding region runs from base 42 to 851 and encodes 269 amino acids. The transcript is spliced from 2 exons. Lineage: Eukaryota; Fungi; Ascomycota; Dothideomycetes; Pleosporales; Sporormiaceae. The record is from RefSeq and is a predicted model, not a curated record.